Schistosoma guineensis is the source of this 4727-nucleotide messenger RNA. NCBI's taxonomy places the organism in Eukaryota, Metazoa, Platyhelminthes, Trematoda, Strigeidida, Schistosomatidae. The record is from the annotation of a GenBank genome assembly.
AAUACCACUAGCACUGUUUCAAAUAGUACCAAGGUCGCUGGAUGGAUCUACUUGCUAAUUUUAAUGACUUAGAAGAGUGUUUAAUAUCCGAUGAUCUUUUCGAAAAUUACUUCAAUUAUUUCCUGUCGCUUCCGGUUAGAAAUACAUUUUCAGUAUAAACAGUAUAUUUAUAACAGGUUUUUUCGCUUAAGUUACAGUACAAUAGACUAAGUGGUGAAUUUACCCUCACGGAUUCGCAUGAACUUGAUACCAAAGAGUCAUCACGUUUGGGUCUUUCAGAAGAAGAUCGAGAACGCGUUAUUAAAUGGGCUGAGUCGGAACGUCUUCCAUACUUUAUGCGGAGUGAUAUUUACAGGGAACUACUACUAUGCAAGUUCUUGAUAGCUCCACUUGAACUGAAUACUGAUCUCAUCGAUUAUUGGGAGCCGUUCAGUGCAGAUUUAGCUAGCACUUUAGGUUGUCAUCCUGGAGUUAGUAGGCAUACUUAUACUUCCUGGACGACAGAUCUCAGCACUUAUGAUGAUGAAACGGAAAGCAGUUAUGAUUACAAUUCUGAAAAAGAUAGUAAAUCUACUCCAAUAAACAGUAACCAGUCAACUGAUGAAACUCCUAAUAUAGUCAAGGAAUCUGUCAGUUAUGAGUCUUUCGAUACAGUAAAAUCGGAAAGAAGAAAAAGUCGUGAAUACUCAAAGUAUUUUAAAACUAGGAGAUUAACCAUGUUUGAAUGUAAUCUAGGAAAAAUGAAUGAUCUAAAUCGUCCAAGUCCAUUAAUUGAACAAACUAGUUGUGAUGAAAAUAGUCAUACAACAAGUAAUAAUAAUAAUAAUAAUGAUAUUAACAAAAAAUAUCGACGUCAAUCAGAACCAAUUAAAUCAUUGAAUUAUUAUUAUUAUCAUCCAUAUUCUUAUUCUAAAAAUGAUCCAUUCAAAACUAUUGAACAGAUUCAACAAAGUUUAAAACAAUUAAAUGAGGGAAAAUUAAAUUCAAAUAAAACAAGUUCAACUACUACUACUACUACUACUACUAAUAAUAAUAGUAGUAGUAGUAGUAAGAAAUCAAAAUCUCUCAUAUUUAAUAUUGAUAAUAAUAGUGAUAAUUGUAAUAGUAAUAGUAAUGGUGAUAGUAAUGAUAGUACAAAAAGUAUUUUAUAUGAUGAAAUCGAUGAAAAGAGUAUAUUUCAUGAAAUUCAAGCAAUGGAACAAAGACAAAAUAUACCGAUGCAACAAUUAAAAGAAUUAUUAUUAUCAUCUCGUGAUGGAAUGAAAGACUUUAUGGCUUUUCUAGUGACAACUAAUGGAAUACAUCUUGUUGAUUUUUGGUUAGAUUGUGAAGCAAUUAAAAUGAUUUCAUCUAUGCAGAAUUCAAGUUAUGAAAGUAUUAAAUUAAAAUUUACUUUAUUACGUGAUCUUGAAGAUCGUUACCUUCUUCAAUUAACAUCUAAAGCACGUGAAAAAUUAUUUACAUCAAUAAAUACAAUUUCAGAUUAUUUUUUAACAAAUCGCCAUGAUAAAAAUAAUAAUCCUAAUGAAUCUUAUUUAUAUCAACUUGGUAAUAUGAUGUUUGAUUGUGUACAAUAUGAUUGUUUACGUCGUUUAAGAUAUUAUUGGUUACCAAGAUGGUUAUUACAUUGGGAAAGAAUAAUCAAUAAUUGUCAAUUUUUACCAAAUCAAUAUGGUGGUUCUAAUUUAUUUUAUAUACCAUCAUAUUGUUCAUUAAUUAGAUCAAAUCACACAUCAUCAUCUAAUGCAUGUACAGAAAAUGUAUCAAUAAAUAGUUCUGAUAUUGAACAAGAUAAUGAUCUUGAUCUUAUGGAUCAUUACAAUCAUCAUAAUGAUCAUGAUCCUAAUGAUCAAUAUGAAGAAUAUCAAUCUAAUGAAGUAUUUAAAGAUAAUGAUACUACUGUAAACGGUCAUUGUUUAUUACAAACAACUGAAAAAACAAUAAAGGUAUCUAAUGAUGAAAAAUCCUGGAAUAAAGAAAUCUAUGAUCUAAUUAUUAAAAAUGCUUUAACAAAAAAUGGUCUUAUUCAAUCAGAUCAUAAUAGAGACAUAUUAAGAAAUAUGCCAAAACAACGUUUAUUAUCAUAUGCUCCAUCAUCUACAUUGAAUUCAUCUCAUAGAAAUAUAAAAUUAUCUCGAAUGUCCAGUAGUACUAUUACAACCAGUACUACCAGUACUACUACAACUAAAUAUACAUCAAAUAUACCAUUCUUUAAACGAUUAAAUAUAUCAUGGACAAUACCCUAUAAUCCAAAUGAUGUGAUUGGUUUAAAAUUAUAUCCUGGUUUAAAAUGGGAACAUUUAAAAAAAAUCAAUAAUUGUCAAUUAUUAUCCUCCUCCUCGAUACAAAUGGAUAUCAUCAAUAAUUCAAUCAAUUAUAAUCAUUCCAUUAUAAUUGAUUCAUUGAUAUCUACAUUAGGAAUAAAUAAUAGUGAUCAUCUUAAUGAGAAUCAUAAAAUGACAUCAUCAUUUAAACAAGAUUUCAUGAAUAAGAAAAAGAUGGAAUCUUCUUCAAAUAGGGAAAAAUUAAUUUCGUUCAUACAUUCAAAAGAAAAGAAAAGUUCAGUGGAAGAAAUGUUAAAGAAAAAAUGUUUAAUAGCAAUACAUGGUGAUGCAGCAUCUGGUGGUCCAUUUCAAUUUUAUUUAGAAAGAAAUGGUUUAGAAAGACAAAAUCGUAUACUUGGAUUUUUACAAGCUAUUUAUGAUUAUUCUAGACAAAAUUUAAGUCUAAUGGCUAAUCGUUUUACUAAACUAACAAAAAUUUGGUAUAUUGUAAAUAAUUUUCUAAGAUCAAAUAGUCGUUGGAGUAUAGAUAUUGAUUCAUCAUUAGUGAAAUCAAUCAUUGAAGUCAUUCAAGCCAAAAAAGAUACAACUCCUGUUCAAAUAUUCGACACAGUGAAAAAUAUUUGUUUACAUGAAAUCUAUCCAUUUUGGAUUGAAUAUAUGAAAUCUGAUGCUUUUCAAUUUGUUUAUGCUUCACAUAAAAGUAAAAAUGAAGAUUAUAUGAUGCCUAAAUCAUCGAAUGAUUUUGAUGUACUGUUGGAUGAGAAUUCUAACUUGAUAGUACAACGUAAACCAAUAGAAAUUCCACCAACAAAUACAUCAUCUGAUCAGCUUAAACGGUCAUAUAGUUGGGAUCAUUUAACACCUUCCGAAAAAGAAGAACGUAUUCGAAUGAAAUUAGAACAAGUUAGAAUAACUGAGAAAGAACGAAGAAAAGCUGUUCUAGCUGCACGAAAACGUCAACGUGAAGCAUUAAAACCUAAAAAACAAGACAGCUCAUUAUCAGGAUUGGUCAAGUUAACCGAGUCUGAUGAAGAAACUCGAUUAAUAAAACAAACAGAAAAUCAAUUAGAAUCACAAUCAAGAAGAAUAUCAAAUCAAGUAUUCAACUUGAAAUCUAUGCUUGAUAAUAAAUUAUUAAUUUCAAUGUUUCAAGAAUGGCUUAAAACAUUGGACCAAUCAGAAUUCAAUUAUAAUUCAUCAAAUAAUUUAGCAUUUAUUUUAGAAGUAAAUCAAUAUUUGACAAUCACCAAAAAUCAAUUAAAUAUGGAAAAACUUAAACAGCGAAUCGAUAAAGCUAAUUAUAUUUAUGAUAAUUAUCUACGUACAUCAUGUGAAAAGCCAAUAGAAUUGCCAGAAAAAUUUAUCAAACGAUUAGAUCAAGAAAAAGAUCGUCCAACAUCAGCUACAUUAAAAGGCCUCCGAGAUCAUCAUUUAAACAAUCUCUAUUCCUUGUUUAAUGAAUUUUUAAAUGUAACAGCUAAAAAGCUUGGUUUAUCAGUGUCUCAACUUUGCCAAAUGCCUGAAAUUGAAUUAGCCCCAUUAGUUGUAACUCCAAAAACACUUAGCCAGGCUUCAGAAACAAAACAGAAAUUUUCUAUUAAAAUGAGACCAAUGUUAGAAGAUAAAGAAGAAUUAUCAAAAUUAUUAAAACGUGCAGCUUUUCAACCGCCUGAUUUUAAAUUAAUAUUAUUCUAUCAGUAUUUAGUUGAUUAUGGAUUCAAAGAAAAUUGUCCAUUAAUUGAUCAAGAUUUGAUAUUUCAUAUUGAAAUUUUACGUUUUGAAGAACUUCAUCGUGGUCAUGUUGAACAUAGUUUAAUAAGGAAAAAGGUUUUAUGUAUUUUGCAAACAUUUUUAGAAUCUGUUUUUCCACCACAAAUUCAAAUUGGCCUACCAAAUGAAGUUAUUAAUCGAUUAGUUGGGAGAAUACAUCGUCAAACUGAUCAUAAAGGUCCUAUAAGUUUAAACUUAUUUGACGAAGCAGUUAGGUUAACUUUCAAUGAAAUUUUACCAUUUUGGGCUGGAUUCAAAAGAAAUAUUUUAUGUAAAUCAGGCAGCACACAAUCACGAAUCCAGUCAACAAUGAAAUCGGAUUAUCAGCAAAUACAUGGAACACCUUGGUUGUCUAGUCCAUUGACUUACAAGUAUCACGAGGUAUUAGAAAACCGUUUAAAAGCACAUCAAGAUUGGAAGUUACCGUCAACAGAAAUACAACUUCCCAAUAUGCCACAUGAUAAGGAGGCAAAUUCCUUCACUUAUUCAAUACGAAAAGGUGUAGAUUGGCAAAAUGUUGGACAUUGAUUACCCAAUAUAUCCCAUUGUUUUACUUGAGCCAUGGUAGCAAAUUAGAUUACCAGAAUUACGUUUAAAAUCCUUUCAUAUAACUGACAUUUUUUAUAGACAAAGUUGUAUUACAGUUAAUUAAAAUAAAGAGACGAUUCGGCU